Talpa occidentalis (Iberian mole) is the source of this 856-nucleotide messenger RNA. RefSeq names its product suppressor APC domain containing 1 (gene SAPCD1). The record is from RefSeq and is a predicted model, not a curated record. NCBI's taxonomy places the organism in Eukaryota, Metazoa, Chordata, Mammalia, Eulipotyphla, Talpidae.
AUGACUCUGCCCUUCCCACCUCAGACCCCUGGGGAGCCAGGGGCCCCUGUGCUGCCCCUGCUGCAGGCCCCCGAUAUUGUCCUGCUGCUGCCUCUGGGAACAAGCCGGCAAGACCCAGGGGGCCAAAGCCUCUUUGGGUGACUGCAAAGGACGUAGGUGCUGGAGAGGGAACAGGGUGCCCUGUGGCAGGGGUUAGAGCUGCUGGAGCACAGCCAGGCCUGGUUUGAGGGCCAGCAGGAGGCACAGCAGCAGCAGCUGUGUCUGGGGGCUCUUGGUGAGAAUUUUCUAACAGAUUUGUACUCAGAACCUGGUGUCCCAUUAGCUAGUAUUCAAAAGGUGAACAUCUGUUUGCAGUAUCUGAUUCAGGAACAGGUGAUUUUAUUUUUUCAGCUGAAACUCUCUCCCCAUGACUGGAAGGGAAGGCCAAAGACACAGAAUUUGGGGCAGCAACAGGCAUUGUCCAGACAGCAGAAAGGAGUCAUUCAGCCAAAAGAAAUGGUUCAGCCAGAUUGCCCCAAGGGGUGGAGGGGCCCUACCAGGGUCUAAGGCCCUUUCUUGUUCCCCUCAGUUGGCAAUGGGAGACACUGUGUUAGAACCCCCAGUUUCACGCUGCUGCUUCUGGACUCAACAGCUAAAUGUCUCCACAUGGUAGGUCAACCCAAGUCCAGACACCUUGGCACACGGUUUCCUUCUCAGCUAAUGAAAAUUUCCAUUUCAUCUUCUCAGUGUCUGGUGCCCCCAAUUCUCUCCUAUUUGAUUUUUUUUUUAAAUCUCUGGGAGAAGACUAGUGAAAUUGUCCUUCAACUUUAAAUAUAAAAAUAGGAGCCUCUCCAGAAUUUCAAAUAAAAACAGUUCU